Molecule: messenger RNA, 1539 nt
Organism: Fusarium redolens
Lineage: Eukaryota; Fungi; Ascomycota; Sordariomycetes; Hypocreales; Nectriaceae
Exons: 2
Coding region: 1-1539 (512 amino acids)
Source: RefSeq, a predicted model, not a curated record
AUGUCGGAUCUGGUAACAAGUAAUGAGCUUCCAAAAAACAAAGUCCUGGAGGAUACGAGUACCAGAGACUUGCCUCCUUCACAAGAAAUAUUCGCAACUCCGGCAAAUGAACAUUUCUUGAAGCAAUAUUCUUAUCAUGAUCUGAACCAUCUUCAACAUGAAAUCAGACUGGUCCAUGUGUUCAGAAAACCUGGAAGCGAUUUGAUCCACUGCAACUUUCUACCACCUCAAAAACUGACAGACAUCAGCGGCAAAUACCACACAAUAUCCUACUGCGCAGGAAGCGCCAAAGACACCAAGCCCAUUCUCCUACAGGGGAUUAAGUUCAACAUCUUUGCCAAUUUAUACUGCGCUCUUCGGGAAACACUUACAUAUUGGAGCACUACAAAUUACCCCCAAGAUGACUGUAUUCUUUGGAUCGACCAGAUAUGCAUCAAUCAACACAACAACUCUGAAAGAUCCCACCAGGAUUAUAUCAAAGGCUGGAAUUCUUUCUACGACCUAAUUGAAUCUCCAUGGUGGAGCCGGGCUUGGAUUCGUCAAGAGUUUGCCUGUUCCCAAACUGCAAUCUUUUUAUAUCACCAAGAAGCCCUGGACCUUUCCGAGUCAUCGUGGCUCCAGGCGAUCUGUCAUUCAAAUCUCCCCACCAUAUCCCCUCCUCGCCUUGAGAAUGAUCUCUGUGGACCCUCAGCACCGAAAGGCGAGAUCAAGAAAGAAGUGCGAGCUCUAAUCAACCGCCAGUAUCGCACGCUGGAGAAUUGUCAUGCUGCCCGGUUCUUACUUCUUCAGAAGAGCAUGCUAGGAAAUGGCGUGGUAGAGUGCAACAUGGAUUUCAAGAAGUUGGCACGGGAUGCUCUCUAUUCCAGGGCCACUGAUCCUCGAGACAAGAUCUUUUCUCAACUCGGACUUGCCCACCCAGGAUACAACAUUACGCCAAAUUACUCCAGGUCCAAUACUCUUUCACGUGUACUGAUUGAUACCGCAGUUAAUAUAAUUCUUUUCGAGGGAAAUCUCAACAUAUUGUUGUAUGCGCUUCAUCUUGUUAAACCACCUUCAUAUCAAUUACCAUCGUGGGUGCCUGAUUGGACUUCCUCGACUGUUUCACACUUCUCAGGUUUAAGAGAAUUAGAAAUUGUGCAGCUCCCUGAGUUCGCCAUCCCGAUCAGAGAAGAUGCAACUGAUUCGAUUCGAUUUGGAGGGAGUCCUGAGGGCGGUCAGCAUACCGUUUUAUUUGUACGAGCACUGCGCUUGGGUACCGUGGAAGGGGUCAUAUUGGGCCGCCCGAUUUCUGGGGGCACCGGGCUCACCUUACGUGCUUGGCAUUACCUUCGAUACCGAAUUGAAGCUGAACGUGGUGAUGAAGUCUGGCUUCUCAUGGGCACGUCCUGUCCUUAUGUCCUCCGUCCAACUGACAAGGGUUAUAGACUCAUUAGUGAGGUUAUGGCAUCAGGUUAUUUUGCGACUCGCCGGUUGUUUGAAGAGAUAAGACACAGGAUGCGUACAGGACUUGAGGUAUUGGAGGAAAUUUCUAUUAUUUAA